Molecule: messenger RNA, 1023 nt
Organism: Pistacia vera
Lineage: Eukaryota; Viridiplantae; Streptophyta; Magnoliopsida; Sapindales; Anacardiaceae
Exons: 9
Coding region: 109-870 (253 amino acids)
Molecular function (GO): oxidoreductase activity; antioxidant activity
Source: RefSeq, a predicted model, not a curated record
GGUAUUUUCCGAAGGACAAAAAGGCCCACUUUUUGAUGAACCAAAAUACCCUUUACCCUUUAACGUUUGGGUUGAGUUGAACUGAGUUAGCCUCCUCAGCUUCAAAUCAUGGCGACUGCCGUAAGUACGCUGGCCUCAGCAGCAGGAGCACGUGCACUGGCUCAUGCUUUGCCACGUGCAUUGCUAUCAACAAGAUGGUCAUGUUCCAAGAUGGGUGUUAAUGCUCUGCAGCUAAGGAGAAGUGUACGGAUACAGUCUCCAAAAACAAGAAAAAGUUUGAUAAUAAGAGCUGCAAGAACUGAGUCUCAAGGAGUCUCCUUGGGCUUCAGAGCCCCCCAUUUUGAGUUGCCAGAACCACUGACUGGGAAAGUUUGGAAAUUGGAAGAUUUUGAAGCCUAUCCUGCUUUAUUGGUUAUAUUUAUCUGUAAUCACUGCCCAUUUGUUAAACACUUGAAGAAGGAUUUUGUGAAGCUUGCGAAUUAUUAUAUGGAGAAAGGACUGGCGGUUGUUGCUAUAUCUUCAAAUUCUGUAGCUACUCACCCUCAGGAUGGACCAGAAUUCAUGGCAGAAGAGGCUAAAUUAUUUAAUUACCCCUUCCCUUAUCUUUAUGAUGAGUCACAAGAUGUCGCACGGGAUUUUGGAGCUGUCUGCACGCCAGAAUUUUUCCUGUAUAAAAAGGAUGGUCGAAGGCCAUUUGAGCUGGUGUAUCAUGGCCAAUUUGAUGAUUCGCGGCCAAGUAAUAAUCUGCCUGUUACUGGGAGGGACAUAUGUGGUGCAAUUGAAUGUGUUCUCAGUGGACAGCCAGUAUCAUCAGUUCAGAAACCCAGUGUUGGUUGCAGCAUAAAGUGGCACCCACAGAAGGAGCAAUGAUGUGUAAAUGUUCGUUUCAGCCCUCUCAAGAUCAUACUGUAUUAUUGUAAAUUUUGCUUUCAGGUGUGGGUUGUCUUCUUUGUGAUGGUUGAUAUCCAUUCAGAUCUUAGAUAUAAGUACAUACACUUUUUUUUUUGUUUUUUGGCCUAAUUC